AUGGCGGUGCACAUACCGCUGUCUUUAAAGAUGUCACCCUCAGCUUUACUGGGCUUUAAGUGUCUAUUUACAGAACAGUAUUCUUCCAGAAAACUGCUAAAAUCUUUAACGGAGCUCUGCAGACGAGGAUACUCCGUGAAAGCCCAGCAGGCGGUGGAGGAGGGUGGUGUCAGCGCCGCCGGGUUCAGCGGCCCUCUGGAUCACUACAGCGGGCUGAUCCGAGACGGGACACUGCGGGAGGAUGAGCAUCAGAAAGCGGUGCUACACAAACUGGAAGAGCUUCACAAAACACUCAGAGGAUACAGCAACACACCGACAUCCAUCUUCUCCAAGUUUUUCACAAAACCCAAACCUCCUAAAGGCUACUACAUCUUCGGUGACGUUGGCACAGGAAAAACUAUGGUCAUGGACAUGUUUUAUUCACAUGUGGAGACUGAAAAGAAGAAGAGGGUUCAUUUCCACGGCUUUAUGUUGGACGUGCAUAAAAGGAUCCAUCGGCUAAAACAGAGUAUGCCAAAGCGGAAAGCAGGGAAAAUGGCCAAGUCCUAUGACCCCAUUGCUCCAGUUGCCGAGGAGAUCAGUGAAGAGGCUUGUCUUCUAUGCUUUGAUGAGUUUCAGGUCACUGAUAUCGCUGAUGCCAUGAUUCUCAAGCAGCUUUUUGAGAAUCUGUUUCUGAACGGAGUCGUUGUUGUGGCCACGUCUAAUCGUCCUCCUGAAGACUUAUAUAAAAACGGGCUGCAGAGAGUCAACUUUGUGCCUUUUAUUGCCGUGUUGCAGAAAUAUUGCCAAACUCUUCGUCUGGACUCUGGGAUAGAUUACCGCAAAAGGAACAGACCCUCUGCUGGAAAACUCUACUUCCUCUCCAGUGAGCCUGAUGUAGAGGCAACACUAGACAAGAUGUUUGAUGAGCUGGCUUUCAAGCAGAAUGACAUAACACGACCAAGAGUUCUGAACGUUCACAACAGAAAAGUCCUUCUGAACAAAGCUUGCGGGACCAUCGUAGACUGUACGUUUGAGGAGCUGUGUGAUAGACCUUUAGGGGCCAGUGACUACCUGGAGAUCUCCAGGCUGUUUGACACCGUAUUUAUUCGGCACAUUCCUCUGCUCACACUGAACAAGAAAACUCAAGCCAGGCGUCUCAUAACGCUCGUGGAUGCCCUCUACGACCAUAAGGUGCGGGUGGUGAUUCUCGCCGACCACCCUCUGGAGGACAUGUUCGUACACGACGGGGAUCAUGGUCACGACGAGAGCCACAUUCUGAUGGACGAUCUGGGGCUGAAAAGGGAAGAAGCCAGCAGUCUGUCCAUAUUCAGCGGGGAGGAGGAAAGAUUUGCCUUCCAGAGGACAGUGUCUCGACUCACAGAGAUGCAGACUGAAGAAUAUUGGUUGGAAGGGGACAGAAGCACCAAAUCGCAGGUUUAACAUUUGGGAAAAGUCGACCGUGUUACACAACGUCCAUACUUCAUACAUUGUUCUCCUCCUCUGCCAAACACAGUCCAGACGGAACAUUACUCCUACUCAUCUUAUCCAGCACAAACGCAACGGGACUGCUCAACAGCGUGUGUGUGUGUGUGUGUGCGCGCAAAUGUUGUACAGAGAAUAUUUAUUGAUAUCUUAAGGCCUUUUAUGACUUUAUUGCGAUGUUGCACUUUACAGAUAAUUUUUAAGAUGAACUUUAGGGUGUCAUAUUGCUUUUAACUCAGUAUCAUAUAGUGGUCCAACUGUAUUUACUUUUAUAAAUCUGUGGGAAAAAGCUGAAUGACUUUGGGAAAUGGAUUUGCAACAAGUUAUUGUGAAGAUUUAAGUGACAUUUUAAUGUAUCUCUUUUGAGAUACGUAAUAUUUUUGAAAAUGUAAUGCAUCUCAAUGAGUUAUAUAUGAUUCCAACACAAGUCUAAAUACAGUGGCAGGAGAUUGGCCUGGGUAUUUGAAGCCGAGUGUUUAUUUCUGAUGAUUUAUGUGGAUGCUGCUUGUGAAAUUAUGAAAUUUCACAGAUGCACUGAAAAAUAACAUUUGGCUCCAUUCACCAGUUUUUUUUUUCAUUUGCAGGAUGAAAAGGAAACAUCAAGCAUGUAGCACAGGAAGUGUUUUAGUUCACAUAUUGCUUAUAUAUUUUUAUGCAGUUGUCUUCAUAAAUGAAACCAGUGAGUGUUUUGGUGUGGGAAGUGGUUGAUGUUUAACUGGUUGCCUGUUUACAUGUAUAUAUAGAUAUAUAUUUCUUAUUUAAAACAAUCAGCAUUCGCUCUACAAAUACAAAGACGAGACUGUGUGGGAAGUGAAAGCGAGAAGAAAAAAAACUAAACUUCAUCUCAGUUCAUCUCCAGUACAAACACUAGUGUCAUCUGUGCAGACAGUUGGUGCGAUUUUAUUUAGUGGAGUUUGAAGUUAUUUUGCAAAAAUGAAGUCUUGUUUGAAUCCUAAAAUCCAUGAACUUUAAACCCUGAACCAAUGCAAUCCACUUUGUAGAGUGAAGUUAUGUUACAUUACUCUUGAUGCUGACACGACAAGAACAACAACCACCAGCGAUGUAAAGUAGUGAGUUUGGUCAAGUAAGUAUUCCUCCGACUCGUAGAUUUUUGGUUGAAUAGUAGCAGUACUACUAUUACUUCUGUAUUUGGAAAACUCUACUACUUCAUGCCAACUAGUUGUAGUAUUAGUAGCAGUAAUAUAGUAGCUUGUUGUCUCACUAUGAUUAAAAUUAAUAUUAUAUUAAUAAGGAUAUUUAUUCCUCGUGAUGACAUGUACACAUUUAUCUGUGUGUACACAUAC
Seriola dumerili (greater amberjack) is the source of this 2768-nucleotide messenger RNA. RefSeq names its product AFG1-like ATPase (gene afg1la). NCBI's taxonomy places the organism in Eukaryota, Metazoa, Chordata, Actinopteri, Carangiformes, Carangidae. The transcript has 13 exons. The record is from RefSeq and is a predicted model, not a curated record. The coding region runs from base 1 to 1422 and encodes 473 amino acids. Gene Ontology annotation, molecular function: ATP binding; ATP hydrolysis activity. Gene Ontology annotation, cellular component: cytoplasm; mitochondrion.